AUGACCCAGAUAUUGGAUGAACUGACUGGAGAUCGCGCCCCGGAAGACGGUUCCCCUCCCAUAUCCCGUUCUGGCCACUGCCCAUCAUGUUCCUGCCCCUCACUAGCAGUUGGCGACGACGACGCCGAUGGUAGAUCGGACAACUCUGUUCAAGCACCAGGGCGCAAGCAACUUGCUUUGAAUCAGCUUGAGGAAAUCCGCAAGCGCAUGCUGGCUCUACGCGCGGAACACAAUGCGUCCCUGCCCAUCCACGUCCUCCCGGUUGAGAUAUUGGUUAUGAUCUUCAUCUCACCCCUGACGGAUUGGUUCCUGGGAUGUCAGGAUCAGAAAUGGUCGCAAACCUUGGUGCAGGUUUGCAGCCGAUGGCGACGGGUGGCAUUGGAGACACCGGCUCUGUGGACGUUUUUGACGCUCCCGAACACGCCGGCAGGAGCGAUAGGUCUCUUCGAACGUUUCAAUGAACAUCCUCUGCGUCUCUUUUGGGAUGAUUUCGGCAGGCCCACUGUUCAAUCACAAGCACUACUCCCUCGGAUAAUUUCGAAACAUUCACUCCGCAUUGUCGAACUGCGGAUCUCUAAUCACCGCCGCGAGGGACUCAAGACGGCAUUGAACUCGAUUGCUGCUUUCAGUCUCGAUGCUCCAGCCCUCCGAGUUCUCGAGAUUCGUCCUCAUAUGACGUCGUGUGAAGGGCGCCUAAAAGACCUCGACGAACAUCUGUGCAAAUUGAACGCACCCGCACUGGAAUCUUUGACCUUGACCUUCCCCCUCUCCAAAUUGCUCUGGGAAUCCUGUAUCUUGCAUUCCCCUUCGCUGCGACAUCUAUCUGUUGGCUACGAUGGGUACUCUGGAGUAUAUUCAACCCCCCGGUUACCAAACGUCUUAGAUGUCCUCAGACAUCUCCCCUCACUGGAACGGUUACGUUUACAUGCCGUUGCUGACGGGGAACAAGGCGCUGGCGAAGUGCCGGUCGUGAUGAACGCUCUUCAAGAGCUCGAUCUCUCGGGGACCGUCCGCUACUGCGUGAAUAUUCUCAAGAACCUGAAAUUUACGACGCUCUCGUACCUAAGGAUCAUUGGACGAAUAGACGAAGGCGAGGACGUUGGCGAGAUGUGGCAGCUCGUCGACGGACUGUUUCCUGCACAGCCCAUGCUUCAUCUGGACUUGAUUGAUGACGAGCCCCACUUCAACAUUAAGUGCGGCCAAACGUGGAUCGACGACGAUGGUCCUUAUCCCCUCACCAUUAUGUUCGAAGCGGAGAGUCCAUCGGACAUUCUUGACGCCUUUGUCAAGCUAGUCCCUCGAUUUUCGAGGUCGAUCACCACACUUUCCUUUUCUGGAUGGUAUCCUGAAUCGUGGAACGAGGAGAUAGACCUACGAAGAACUCUCGCGGGGUGGAGUUCAGUUCAAACCGUAUUCAUCCGCUACACUCCGGCCACCAUGUCGUUUUCACAAGCCAUAAGGACGUCAGACCAGUCUCGUGAUGACCGUCCCAGUUGGAUCCUUCCGAACCUCACGUCUUUGACGAUUGAGAUUGAAGACGGAGAGUACGACGGCGAAGGAAUACGAUGGUUCGAUCUCUGUCGAGAGGAGUUGGAGCUGCGAUGUCGCUCCGGAGUUAGAGACGAUAAUCCCAACCCUGCAUUCAAGUCGAUCACUUUCAUCCAUUGCACAGAGGUGUCGGAGAAGGACCUCGAUCAUCUGAGAAUGGUUGUGCCAGAGGUGAAAACGUUUCCAACUGCGAGCGAAUCGGUGAAUAGCAUCGGAUUUUGUUGA
Punctularia strigosozonata HHB-11173 SS5 is the source of this 1773-nucleotide messenger RNA. RefSeq lists its product as uncharacterized. The transcript has a single exon. The record is from RefSeq and is a predicted model, not a curated record. Bases 1 to 1773 code for a protein of 590 amino acids. NCBI's taxonomy places the organism in Eukaryota, Fungi, Basidiomycota, Agaricomycetes, Corticiales, Punctulariaceae.